Heterobilharzia americana is the source of this 2442-nucleotide messenger RNA. NCBI's taxonomy places the organism in Eukaryota, Metazoa, Platyhelminthes, Trematoda, Strigeidida, Schistosomatidae. The record is from the annotation of a GenBank genome assembly.
AUGACGCAAAAUAUAGGUGAAGCAAUAAAAUGUGUGAGGCUGCUUUUAGAAAAAAAAUUCUUUGCAGAGUCGAAAGAUGAGGUAGCAUUUAUUCUCUGCGGAUCCAAUGCCACUGAAAAUAACCUUGCAGAUGAUGACGGAAAUUUUCAGAAUAUCUCUCUGGUCUUCAGCCUUAAUCCCAUAAGUUGGGAUCUCUUGGAAUUUCUAACUCCCGAUUUAUUGUCAUCUUCAUCAGCAGAUGUUGUUGAUGGUUUAAUGGUGGGAGCUGAUCAUCUAUAUAACACUUGCAAAGAUAAGAAAAAUUUAAAGGAGAAGCAUAUACUCCUUGUCAGUAAUCUCUGUGGUCCAGUUGAUGAGUGUGAUUUGUCAAAACUUACUGAGUCGCUGCAGUCUUCAGGUAUUAAAUUUAGUUUGAUUGGUUGUGAUUUGUCCAACCCUGAGAGCACCUCUUCAUCUGAAAUCCAAGCUGAACCUGGACCAUCUCAUUCCGCUCCCUGCCAUCCAAACUACACUCAAAAGGUAUCGCCACAUCUUUCGUAUUUUACUGACCUCUGGAGUAGGCUUGAUGGUGAAUCUUAUGAUUUCAACGAUGCAGUUUCUGCUUUACGUAUAUUUGAGACUCGUACUGUUUCUCAGCGCGGCUGGAAAGUUGACUUUCAAAUUGGCGAUUCACUUGUUAUUCCUGUCAUCGGUUAUACACAAAUCAAAGAGGCUCAUGCACCUACUAUGAAGGUACUGUAUGCUCCAGACCCUUCUGUCCCACUACGCACUGCUACGAAGUAUUAUAAACGGGAUGAAAGUUCUUCGGAGUUGAACUCUUCUGAAGUGACCCGAGGUCAUCGAUACGGUGGAACUCUGGUCCCCUUCGGCGAAGAAGAUAUGGCUUCACUUAAGCCGUCUUCAGAAAAGAGCUUGAGCGUCAUUGGAUUUACCGAGGCCAGUAAUGUCCCUCACAAUUUCUACACUGGUGAAAGUGUUUUAGUUUUUGUGGCUCAGACAACUCAACCGGUUGAAGAUAGUACAGCAAAUACCCCAAUGAUUUCAACAGCCUUAGCGGCAUUAGCUCAAGCACUUUAUGAAGUUGGUGGUGUUGUUCUUGUUCGAAGGGUAUACAAUCAAACAAGUGCUGCUAGACUAGGAGUUCUAACUCCAGAAGUUCAAGGAAAUCAAAUCUCUCUUGUAUACACUGAUUUAGCGUUUAAUGAGGAUAUUCGUAAUUUCGAAUUCCCAAGUCUACCAGUUUCUUGUGAGCCUAAUAGUUCCACAAUAGAAUAUGAUACUACAUCUCAAGUGAAUGAAAGAUUACAAAAAGACUGUCCAUCUCAAAGCGAGUUAUCAGCUAUGGAUUCUUUUAUCGACUCUAUGAUGUUAAAUUAUCCAGAUGAAAGUGAAGAUGAUGAAACAAAUGGUGACGAUAAAGACAACAGUGUAAAUAAUUCAAGAAACUUAAGCUUGACACCUCAACGGAUACCAAAUCCUUGGAUUCAACGUUUCUUUGCCUGUCUUAGAGAACGUGGUCUUAAUCCAUCAGUGCCAUUACCAACUUCAACAAACAGCUUAGCUUCUUCACACGUUUGCUUAUCACCUGAAAUGUUUCCUGGUUUGGAGGAAAUCAUAACACGGAUCAGUCCGGAUUCUGAAACCGCAUCUGUGGUUGAAUCUCGGAAUAUUCUUCUAAAAUCACUUCCAUCACUUCGCCAACCCAGUGACUCAGUUGAUUUGGUCGAAAAAUAUGUGGCGAAACGCCGGCGUCUCAUGGAAGAGGAGCUUUAUGGUUCUUUAUUAUCCACAAGCAAGACAGGUAGUAAUGAUAAGCCAUUAUCAAACUCUAAUUCCUGUUCACAAAAUGCUUCGAUCUCAAAUUCCAGUCAGAUAAAUUCAGUUCAUGAUUUUGAAGACCUUCUUUCACAACAACAAACUGAACUAGCUUGUAGACUCAUGGAAGCGCAUAUAAUUCAGUUGGUCACUGAUCCUUUCACCGCAAAUUUAUUGCGUCCAAAAGCGAUUGCUUGUUUAUUUGCUUACCGUAAGCAUGCUCAGCUGUGUAUAGAAGAGAAGAGUAACACCAGUGAUAUCACUUCUACUGGAACAGAUGAUAGCUGGACGAAUCGUUUUGAAAUUGCUCAAGCGUAUAACUCUUUUAUUCGUCAAUGGCGUCAGGACCUUAUUGAUCGUAAUCUUCUCGGGAGUGGUGUCUCAUCUACAUCCUCUGUAUGCGAUAAUAGAUUAUCAUUUUGGAGGGAGACAAUCACUCAAGGUUUUGGUCUAUUGUGUGAUGAGGAUGUUCCAGGAAUUGGUGUUAGCCAGUCAGAAAAUUAUACCUUUUUGAAUCUACAGGAUAAUCAAUCAUGUCCUCAUGCUGCUGAGACGACAAACACCUUAUCUUUAUCGCCUACAAAUAUGUUCAAAGUUGACCACUUGCUGAGUGAUGAUCUGGAGUGA